Molecule: messenger RNA, 1021 nt
Organism: Notothenia coriiceps (black rockcod)
Lineage: Eukaryota; Metazoa; Chordata; Actinopteri; Perciformes; Nototheniidae
Product: tumor suppressor p53-binding protein 1-like
Exons: 5
Biological process (GO): DNA damage checkpoint signaling; positive regulation of transcription by RNA polymerase II
Cellular component (GO): nucleus
Molecular function (GO): histone binding
Source: RefSeq, a predicted model, not a curated record
UCACAACAUUUAUUUAUUUGUCUGAUACUUUGGCAUUUUUCUGCUUCCUCCUCUGAAACGUGUGUUUCCUCUCCAGCUCAGCGGGUGGGGGUGUGUAACACCUCCGGCAGCGGCACAGAUCUCCCCGGUCAGGCUGGUGACGUGGCUGAUACUCACGGCCCCCUGCCCAAGAACACCACCCUCUUUAUGGGUUUCGCCUUCAUGCUGACUGCCUCGUCCGAGAUCGACCGGCUGACCAACAAGAGCGCCAGCGACGAUGAGGACGAUUACGUGGAGACGGGUCCGUAUAACAAAGCAUACACAGAGUCUCAGCUGCAGGCGGGGGGGGGCUUCGUCCUGGCAGACUUCAAUGAAGAACAAUGUAAGGCAGCCUAUCAGAGCCUGCUGAUUGCAGACCAGCACUGCCGCACCAGGAAGUACCUGCUGUGUUUGGCCAGCGGUGUGCCGAGUGUGUCGCACAUCUGGGUGAGAGACUGCUGCAAAGAGAACAAGCUGCUCAACUACAGGAACUACCUGCUGCCCGCCGGAGCGGGGCCCGACGAGGCCAUAGUGGAGUGGCAUCCGCGCUGCAGCCCGUUCAAAGCCUUGCGGGUCCUUCUGGUGUUUGAGAAGCCGGUGGAGCUUUGGGCGCAGCUGAUCACCAUGGGUGGAGGUUCGUCUGUCCGACACUUCCAGACGGACAAGGACGGCUCAGACAUUCCUGCGGGCAAGUACGACCUCGUGGUGACAGACAGUGCCUGCCCGCCAUUGGUGGAGAAAAACGUGACAUCACAGGAAGUCCCGCUAGUGUCCCCCGAGUGGAUCAUCCAAAGUGUCAUCCGCGGGGAGCGCAUGGGUUUCCACAGCAAGCCUCAGUAUCGCCAUGACUACUCUUCCUCUUCCUCCUCCUAAUCACAUGUUAAAUGCCUUGGACCAUGAUAAAUGUUCAGCAUUAGAUCCAUUGCAUGCCUCUGCUGUAUAUAAGUUUCUCCUGUCUGUUUUUAUGGGACAUUAAAACAGUGACCUUGUGGUUUCAUUUUAA